Jatropha curcas is the source of this 2216-nucleotide messenger RNA. Its product is annotated as protein DA1. Gene Ontology annotation, molecular function: ubiquitin binding. The record is from RefSeq and is a predicted model, not a curated record. Lineage: Eukaryota; Viridiplantae; Streptophyta; Magnoliopsida; Malpighiales; Euphorbiaceae.
GCCGAGAGAACCUUCUUUGGGUUCUUCUCCUAGAAGUGUUACAGGGGACCCCACAUGCCUGCCCAACCAAAUUGGGUUUUGAUGAUCCUUUGUCAAACCCUUUUUGGUUUAUAUCAUUAAUUUGUUAAUUUUAAUCUUUUUACAUUUAUUUGUCCAAAUUUGACUUUGAAUUUUGCGUACAAUUCAAGCACUCCUACCUACAUUCUUAGCGUAUUUGUCUUGCGUUUCUUGUUACUGUCUCUCUUACGCGUCCAUCUCUAAUCUCAUUCGUUUUUGGACGGGACCAUUUUUCUGAUUCUGUGUUGGAUUGAAUAGCAAAGGUUGUUCAUUUACAAACCAAAGAUUGUGAAAAAGAUUAAUGGUGGUGGCAAAAAAAAAUUGUAAAUUCUGUUGCUUUUUGAGCUGAUAGGGAUCUAAUCUGAGCUGGGUCUUCGCUGCUUCCAUCAAUUCUGCAGCUUGUUCUUGAUUUGCUCUUGAUUUGUUAUAGGCAAGAACUUCAUCAACCAUGAGCAAAUGGCUUAGCAAAAUUUUUAAAGGCUCUGGCCAUAAUAUUUCGGAAGGCCAUUAUCAUGGGAAUUAUGGAGAGGAUCCAAAUUAUUAUACAUCUUCUACUUCCGGGGUUGCCUGGUCAGAGCAAGAGAAUGAAGAUUUCAAUCGUGCUAUUGCAGAGUCCCUUUUAGAUGAAAAUCAAAAUACAAAAUGUGUGGUUGAUAAUGAGACUCAACUGGAAGAAGAUGAACUGCUUGCUAGAGCUAUACAAGAGAGCUUGAAUGUUGAAUCUCCUCCGCGACAUGGAUAUGGAAAUGGAAAUGGCAUUUCAUAUCAUGGGAAUGGCAAUGCAUAUCAAGGAAAUGUAUAUCAACCCAUCCCAGUCCACUUUCCAAUGGGGUAUAGGAUUUGUGCUGGUUGCAACACUGAAAUUGGUCAUGGAAGAUUUCUAAACUGCCUCAAUGCAUUUUGGCAUCCAGAAUGUUUCCGGUGCCAUGCCUGCAACCAACCCAUUUCUGACUAUGAGUUCUCUAUGUCUGGGAAUUACCGUUAUCAUAAAUCUUGCUACAAGGAGCGGUACCAUCCAAAAUGUGAUGUUUGCAAGUACUUUAUACCAACAAACCCUGCUGGUCUCAUUGAAUAUAGGGCGCAUCCCUUUUGGAUCCAGAAAUACUGCCCAUCUCAUGAACAGGAUAGUACUCCUCGGUGCUGCAGCUGUGAACGAAUGGAGCCACGAGACACAGGAUAUGUUGCGCUUAAUGAUGGUCGGAAGCUCUGCCUAGAGUGUCUGGACUCUGCAGUCAUGGAAACCAAUCAAUGCCAGCCCCUUUAUCUUGAUAUACAAGAAUUUUUUGAAAGUCUGAAUAUGAGAGUAGAGCAGUUUGUCCCUUUGCUCUUGGUUGAGAGACAAGCACUAAAUGAAGCCAGAGAGGGGGAAAAGAAUGGCCAUUAUCACAUGCCAGAAACAAGAGGACUUUGCCUUUCUGAGGAACAAACAGUCAGCAGGGUACUAAGACGGCCUAGGUUUGGGGCAGGAAACCGAGCCACAGGCAUGGUAACAGAGCCUUACAAAUUGACACGCCGUUGUGAGGUGACUGCAAUUCUCAUUUUGUUUGGCCUCCCAAGGUUGCUUACUGGGUCAAUCCUGGCUCACGAGAUGAUGCACGCAUGGAUGCGACUUAAAGGUUUCCAACAUCUCAGUCAAGAUGUUGAAGAGGGUAUCUGUCAGGUGCUUGCACACAUGUGGUUAGAAACACAACUCACGCCUGGUUCAAGCAGCAGUGCUGCAUCAUCCUCUUCUUACCAAGCUUCAAGACAGGGCACAAGAUCUCCGUUUGAGAGGAAGCUCGGGGAAUUUUUCAAGCAUCAGAUUGAAUCGGACACUUCUCCAAUAUAUGGAGAUGGAUUCAGAAUCGGUCACCGAGCAGUGCAAAAAUAUGGCCUUCAAAGGACACUUGAUCAUAUUCGAAUGACGGGGGGAUUUCCAUAUUGAAUUCCCGAGUCUUGAAUUGUUUACCACGACUUUUCUUCAUUUACACGGUUAAAAAAGCUUUGGUCUUUUCUAAUAUGAUAUCAAGACCAAAGCACACUGCACAUAGGAGUUGACUUUUAGAGAAUAGUUUGCAGUUCUAAUUUGUUUCUGGUCUCGUGGCUAUGAUGCCAUUCAAUAGCUAUUUUUUUGUAAAUUUUAUUGUAUAAUGAAAGAUAUUAUUCAUUCUUUUAUUUCA